GGACAGGCGGACAGGCGGACCUGGUGACAGCCGCGCCGACCGGCGAGCCGCCGUCCGGCCAGAGGGGCCAGUUCGCCAUGUGUCCCUGCAUCUGCUGACCCAGGAGCGCCGAGGAUGUCCGCCCUGAGGAAGGCCUUUCCCUGGUCUGAGGCUCGGCCGUAGCUGCCCACGUCCCAGUGGCCGCCAGUGACCGCCCUCGGCCCGCGCCCUCAGCCAGCAUGGGGACUGCUCAGGUCCUGCCCGGCAUCCUGCAGAAGCACUGCUGCCUCUCCCCCGACAGGAACACAGUGGGAACGGCCCGUCGUGCUUCGGCCUCGGGGACCCCGCGCCGUGGAAUCGCACCCGUCGUUGCCGUUGUUCGGAAAUGUCUGGCUGAGCGGAAGCCCGACCUUCAGUCCUGGCGCUGCGACCUUGGUGUUUCAGAGUCGCAGUGCACACUGUGCGGGGAGCCGGAAGAGGAAGAGGGCGGGGACCUGGUCCAGCCGGGCAUCAGCUUCCCGGGGCCGGCGGAGGAGGACCUAGACCAGCAGUACUCGUGGUCGCCCGCCCAGCACUUCAAUGAGGACAGGUACUCCCCAGCCCCCAGGACCAUGAAGGGGCUGUCGGGGAGCCGGAACGCACCCCCGCUGUGCUCGGGCCACACCUGCGGGCUCGCGCCCCCCGAGGACCUGCUGCUGGGGCCGGACGCGCGGCAGCCCUACCUGCUGAGCCCCGGGGACGGCUGCCCGCUGGAGCACCGCCGCUGCUCGCCGCGCAGCUCCGUGCACUCCGAGUGCGUGAUGCUGCCCCUGGUGCUGGCCGACCACGUGUCCAGCAGCACCUUCCCCAGGAUGCACUACAGCUCCCACUACGACACCAGGGACGACUGCGCUGGGCCCCACGCCAGCGCCAAGGCCAACCGGAUCCCUGCCAACCUCUUGGACCAGUUCGAGAAGCAGCUCCCGCUGCACAGGGACGGCUUCCACACGCUGCAGUACCAGAGGACUUCCUCGGCCAACGAGCCGCGCGGAGAGAGCCCGGGGCGCAUCCGGCACCUGGUGCACUCGGUGCAGAAGCUCUUCACCAAGUCCCACUCCCUGGAGGGCUCCUCCAAGGGCAACGCCAACGGGGCCAAGGGCGACGGCCGGGGCGAGGACCACCACGGCCACCACUCCAAGCACAGCAAGCGGAGCAAAAGCAAGGACCGCAAGCCCGAGGGCAAGCACAGGUCAGGCCUGAGCAGCUGGUGGAGCUCUGAUGACAACCUGGACAGCGACAGCACCUGCCGGGCCUCCAGCGUGGUGCACCGGCACCUGGCGGACCACGCGUCCCACUGCUACCCGGAGCCGCUGCCCGGCCCCUUCGGGGACCUCUCCCUGAAGACGUCCCGGAGUAACAACGACGUCAAGUGCUCCGCCUGCGAGGGCCUGGCCCUGACGCCCGACACCAAGUACAUGAAGCGCAGCUCCUGGUCCACGCUGACCGUGAGCCAGGCCAAGGAGGCCUACCGCAAGAGCUCCCUGAACCUGGACAAGCCCCUGGCGCACCAGGAGAUCAAGGCGCCCUUGAGGCCGUGCCAUUACCUCCAGGUGCCGCAGGACGAGUGGGCCGGGUAUCCGGCGGGCGGCAAGGACGGGAUCCCCUGCCGGAGGAUGCGCAGUGGCAGCUACAUCAAAGCCAUGGGCGACGAGGAGAGCGGGGAGUCGGACUCCAGCCCCAAGACGUCCCCGACGGUGGCCCUGCGGCCGGAGCCCCUGCUCACCUCGCUGGCGGGGCUGCACACCCAGAGCUACUUGCAGGCGGCCAGCGACGGGCCUGCCAGCCACAGCCUGGACCCCGCCGCCAACUACAGCUCCCCGAAGUUCCGCUCGCGGAACCAGAGCUACAUGAGAGCGGUCAGCACGCUGAGCCAGGCCAGCUGCGUGAGCCAGAUGAGCGAGGCCGAGGUCAACGGGCAGUUCGAGUCGGUGUGCGAGUCCGUCUUCGGGGAGGUCGAGUCUCAGGCCAUGGACGCCCUGGACCUGCCCGGCUGCUUCCGCACGCGGAGCCACAGCUACCUCCGGGCCAUCCAGGCCGGCUACUCCCAGGACGACGAGUGCCUCCCUGCGCUGACGCCCUGCCCCGCCACCUCCACCGUCAGGCCCGCGGCAGCUGUCUCGUACACGAACUACAAGAAAACACCGCCGCCCGUGCCCCCUCGGACCACCUCCAAGCCCCUGAUCUCGGUGACCGCGCAGAGCAGCACGGAGUCCACGCAGGACGCCUACCAGGACGGCCGCGCCCAGAGGGUGUCCCCGUGGCCCCAGGACGGCCGGGGCCUCUACAACUCCACGGACAGUCUGGACAGCAACAAGGCCAUGAACCUGGCCCUGGAGACGGCUGCCGCCCAGCGCCUCGCCGACGGCCUGGGGCGGGCCAGCGACAAGGCGGAGGACUUCCUCCGGAGCCGGCGCGCUUCCAUCGGGAUCCAGGACUCUGAGUUCCCAGAGCGCCCGCCCUACCCAAGGUCAGAUGUGGAAACCGCGACCGACUCCGACACGGAGAGCCGGGGCCUGCGGGAGUACCACUCCGUCGGCGUGCAGGUGGAAGACGAGAAGCGGCGCGGGCGGUUCAAGCGCUCCAACAGCGUGACGGCGGGCGUGCAGGCGGACCUGGAGCUGGAGGGCUUCCCGGGGCACGUCCCCACGGAGGACAAGGGCCUGCAGUUCGGCUCGUCCUUCCAGCGGCACUCGGAGCCCAGCACCCCGACGCAGUACGGCGCAGUGCGCACGGUGCGCACGCAGGGCCUCUUCAGCUACCGGGAGGACUACCGGGCGCCGGCCGACACGACGACCCUGCCGGCGCCCGAGCCCUGGCUGGAGCCGGCCGUGGACGCGGGGGACGGCGGGCGGGUGUCGCCCUGCCGCAGGGACGGCUCCUGGUUCCUGAAGCUGCUGCACACGGAGACGCAGAGGAUGGAGGGCUGGUGCAAGGAGAUGGAGCGGGAGGCGGAGGACAACGACCUCGCGGAGGAAAUUCUCGGCAAAAUCCGGAGCGCCGUGGGCAGCGCGCAGCUCCUGAUGUCACAGAAGUUCCAGCAGUUUUACUGGCUGUGCCAACAGAACAUGGACCCCAGCGCCAUGCCCAGACCCACCUCCCAGGACCUGGCCGGCUACUGGGACAUGCUGCAGCUCUCGGUGGAGGACGUCAGCAUGAAGUUCGACGAGCUGCACCAGCUGAAGCUCAACGACUGGAAGGUGGCAGAGUCUCCGGACAGGAAGGAGGAACGGAAGGCCCCCCCGCCAAUACCAAAGAAGCCCCCCAAAGGGAGACUUCCGGUCACGCGAGAGAAGUCCCUGGACCUGCCCGACAGGCAGCGGCAGGAGGCCCGCCGACGCCUGCUGGCCGCCAAGCGCGCUGCGUCCUUCCGCCAGAACUCGGCCGGCGAGCACGCGGACAGCAUCGAGAUCUACAUCCCGGAGGCGCAGACCCGGCUCUAGGGCCGCCGCACCGCCCCCGCCCUCCCCCGCGG
Messenger RNA from Phyllostomus hastatus (greater spear-nosed bat), 3490 nucleotides. RefSeq names its product DLG associated protein 2 (gene DLGAP2). NCBI's taxonomy places the organism in Eukaryota, Metazoa, Chordata, Mammalia, Chiroptera, Phyllostomidae. Gene Ontology annotation, molecular function: molecular adaptor activity. The transcript has 17 exons. The coding region runs from base 219 to 3458 and encodes 1079 amino acids. The record is from RefSeq and is a predicted model, not a curated record. Gene Ontology annotation, cellular component: glutamatergic synapse; postsynaptic specialization. Gene Ontology annotation, biological process: signaling.